AGGAAGUAGCUAGGGCUGGCUACCUAUUGGUGGCCGCUGCGACACACUGAUUGGAAGGGCUUCCUCCGCGCAAACUCUGUGGCUCUCCCCUAUGGCACCAUGCAUCCUGAUCAGGCUACAGUGUGGUACCGGCGGAUGUCUGUGGUCUACGCAAUGGGCGCCUGGUCAGUGCUGGGCUCGGCGAUUUUUCUUACACGGAACCAGAAAGCUUCAGGUGAUGGAGCAGAGCCAAAGGAUGAUGGCUCAAGGAAUGAAUCGCCUGUGUCCGACCUAGAAAGGGACAUAAAUGAGCCUAUUGAAGGGUUUUCUGUGAAAACAUAUGUAAAGUAUUCAGAAAAUUUUGUUCCAGUUACUCAAAGGAUCAUGGACUAUCUGCGGUCAUGGACCGGCGGGCCUGGACCAGAAUCUUGAUCGGCUACUGAAUUCAGAAAACAAGGACUUGGCUCAGUACUUGAUAGAUGCCCUGAUUUUUUCCAUUUCAUGUUUGUGGAAAGAAUGUAUUUGUUUUGAUUUUACAAAAUAUAAUCACUAAUGUGCAACAACUGAAUUCUUGGGGGAACUGAAUAAAUUCAAGAGGCAGCCUUCUAUGUUUACAUGGCUGAAAGGUUGAUGUAAACCAUUACAUUUUUUGUUGUUGUUGUUCGAGACAGGGUUUCUCUGUGUAGCUUUGGUGCCUUUCCUGGAACUCACUCUGUACCCAACCUGGCCUCGAACUCAGAGAUCAGCCUGCCUCUGCCUCCUGUUGCUGGGAAUAAAGGCAUGCGCCACUACCGCCCAGCUAACCAUUAAA
This is a messenger RNA of Peromyscus eremicus (cactus mouse), 790 nucleotides long. It is a transcript of the gene Smim26, whose product is annotated as small integral membrane protein 26. Gene Ontology annotation, cellular component: mitochondrion. Bases 100 to 411 code for a protein of 103 amino acids. The transcript has 2 exons. The record is from RefSeq and is a predicted model, not a curated record. NCBI's taxonomy places the organism in Eukaryota, Metazoa, Chordata, Mammalia, Rodentia, Cricetidae.